Molecule: messenger RNA, 4423 nt
Organism: Exaiptasia diaphana
Lineage: Eukaryota; Metazoa; Cnidaria; Anthozoa; Actiniaria; Aiptasiidae
Product: glutamyl aminopeptidase
Exons: 21
Coding region: 89-3055 (988 amino acids)
Biological process (GO): proteolysis; peptide catabolic process
Cellular component (GO): cytoplasm
Molecular function (GO): peptide binding; zinc ion binding; metalloaminopeptidase activity
Source: RefSeq, a predicted model, not a curated record
AAUUCAUUCUGMGAACAACAAAAUCAACAUUUCAUUGCCAAAGUUCAAAGAAAUUAUUUCAUUUCUAUAUUCUGUGUGCUAGUUUACCAUGGCAGAGUCGCCUGAAGAAGGCGUUCCUUUGAAAAAGAAAGACGAUGAAGCCGUGGCAGAAAAGGCAAAUUCAACGAAUUCAACAGAAGCGGCUGGCAUCGUUUUGAGCAAAGUUAAAGCUCUUUUAAUUAUUGUCGGAAUUGUGGUUCUCAUUGUAAUAAUUAUUAUUCUAGCUGUUCUCCUUAGUAAAGAGAAAGCAAAACGACCKAUCAAAGAAGGAAAAACAGAUAAAGAAGGAACUAAUAAGCCAACAAUUCCACCAACAUUACCUCAAGGCCCAUGGGAUAACAUACGUCUACCAAGGACUAUUAUACCAUCACAUUAUGASCUCCAUUUGAACGUGGAUCCCAAUAAGGAAGGAUUCAGUGGCAAAGACAAGAUUGCUGUUGCUGUUGUAAAUACAACAUCUCAUAUAAUUAUCCAUUCUCAUCUUAUAAAUGUUACCAAGGCUAGUGUUUCCAAGAAAGGCUCAAGUGGUGUUGGUAUCAAAAAGCAAUUUCAUGUUGAAAAGACAAAUUUUCUUGUUUUGGAAACURAAGAGCCUCUCAAGGGGGAGUACAUUCUUGAGUUUGAGUUCAAUGGCUUUUACAGAAAAGGCCUUUUUGGGUUGUUUAAAGGUGUAUACAGGCAAAAUACUGGAAAAACUGCGGUUUUUCUUUCAACUCAACUUCAACCCCUUGAUGCAAGGACCAUAUUUCCAUGCUUUGAUGAACCUGCCUUUAAAGCCACAUUUACAAUCAGUUUAGCAUAUCCCAAGGGUAUGAUAGGAUUAUCUAACAAUGAGAUAGACAAAGAAGAAGUCAAAGAUGAUACAAAAACWACUUACUACAAAAAGACACCAAUUAUGUCAACUUACUUGGUGUCAGUUGUGAUUGGUGACUUCAAAAGUAAAGAGCUAAAGACUCCAAGUGGUGUUAUGCUCAGAGCGUUUGCCCAACCUGGUAAUACUGACCAAAUGGACUUUUCACUGAGAAUGGGUAACGAAACAUUCACACAGAUGGAAAAUAUUUUUGGUAUCAAGUACCCUAUGAAAAAGUUGGACUUUGUUGCCCCUCCUGAGUGCUUCAUUGCCAUGGAGAAUUGGGGCUCUAUUCGUUUUGAAGAAGAUGGCCUUCUUUACAAGAAGGAUUUUUCAUCUGAAGAAAUCCAGCAAAACCUGUUGAUAAGAUGGCUGCCUCAUGAGMUCAUACAUAUGGUACUUAAUAGAUAUUGUUUUCCCGUAGCUUCGUCUUGUUCAGAACCAGUUUACCAAUUGAAUGAAGCUGUGACAGACUUCUUUACUUAUCACGAUGGAUCUCCAAAAUCUCUUGACAGCUGGAAAAGGAGUGAGCAGUUUGUGCACACGAACUUAGGCUAUUCAUUGGGCAUUGAUGGCCUCGUCAAUUCACGUCCUGUGGUUGAACCAACAAAUAUACCCAACUGGGAUACAUUUGAUAAUAUUGUUUACAAAAAGGGAUCUUCACUUUUAAAUAUGUUGAAGAAUAUUUAUCCCAAAAAAGAAGGCUAUAUUGAAGGAAUGAAGACUUACCUUACAAGGCACUCUUAUAAAAAUGCAGUCGGCAGCGACAUGUGGGAUGCUUUGCAAUCUACGUGUACGGACAAGGAGUGUGCUGACUUCAAAGAGUUGAUGAAAACAUGGAUGACAGAGACCAACUAUCCCGUCCUUACCGUCAAGAAAGGUGAUGGUGGAAAGUACGUCGUUCAACAAGAAAGAUUUGUUUACGACAAAACUGCYAAAGUCGACAAAAGGAUGUGGGUGCUACGUUUUUCAUACGUGAAAAGUUCAAAUAAUCAGUCGGACCAAAARCCAAAAACUCUCACAAAUAAAUGGAUGAAUAACCCAGCAGAGCAGAAGCCACUAGAAUCAAUGGUUAUCCAGUGGGACGGUCGAGGUUGGAUAAAAGGCAAUUUGGAACAGAAGGGUUUCUACAGAGUCAAUUAUGAAGAUACAACGUGGGGGCAUUUGUCCCAUCAACUAGAAUACAAACACGAGGUUUUCUUCGCAACUGAUCGCUAUGGUCUUCUUGAUGAUGCAUUUAACCUAGCAAGGGGAGAGAGAGUGAGCAUCAAAAGGGCCAUGGACAUGACCAAGUACAUUAAUAAAGAAAGGGAAUAUCUACCGUGGAUGGCAGUAUACAAGAAUCUACAAUAUAUCGUAGGGAUUUUACCUAGCGAUAGCGCAGUUAAUCAACAUCUUAAGAAAUACUUAGCGUAUCAAAGUCAGUCCUUUUACGACUCUCUUGGGUUUAAGAAUACUGGUAGCCAUCUUGAAAAGUUAUUGCGGAAGACAGUGGUUGAGUUUCAGUGUCAGUCAGGUUCUAAAUCUUGUUUAUCAAACAUGACAGAGAUGUUUAAGAAAUGGAAGAAAGAUCCGCUGACCACAAGUGUGACACCGGCCUUGCGCAGCCUCGUCUAUUAUUACGGAAUACGCCAUGGAUCCAUUGAAGAUUGGGAACUAAUGCUUACACAACUCUACAAGAACACAAUUGCCUCAGAGUUCCAGCCUUUGCUGUAUGGACUCGCUGGGUCACGUGAUAUUGGUGUAUUAAACAGAUACCUCGAGGUGAUGCACAACCAAUCUAUCGUAAAGCAACAGUAUCUUAAAUACGUUCUGGAUGAUGUAGCCAAUCACAAUCCAGUUGGACCUGACAUCAUGUGGUCUUACAUUAAAUUCAACUGGGACAAACUCAAAGGAAGUAACCCUGUUGAUGCUAUGCUGCAGUAUCUACAAAUCACGACUCAAAGAUUCUCGAAAGCAAAUCAACUCGAAAAUCUUGAGAACUUCAUUAAUGCAAAUCUCAACGGUAAACCUAUGCCACGUCUACUGCGCAAGACCUUAGAGAUCGUGAAACUGAACAUUGCAUGGCGUAAAGCACACGAGAACGAUCUCGAGCAGUGGUUACAGGACUUCUUCAAAAGUAAAAGUAUCCCUGUUGGCAAUGAACCGGGCUUUAGCAAUUCAUAAAUCGUUSAAUGGACCUUCUGRAUAUACCUUCCUACAAAUCUUAGAGGGUACUUUCAUUCAAGAAGCAAAACAUGUAGCUUAUUGUCAUUUAAAAGCCUCCAAAAGCAGCAAUAUGUAAGAUGAAACUAAAACAAACAAACAAUAAUGAGGUUUCGCUAUGAAAUGAAAUAUUUUAGCGAUUUUGGAUUUCAGUUUAUAGGAAGUGUACACGAAGGUCCAUAUUGGUCAGCACUGCUGGAACGCGGAAGAGCUUUGGCAGCUUUUUUUCUAGCUUUAAAGCAGCCGUAAAGCUGUAAUGGAUAGUGCGAAUACGCUCCAGUCACUGGAUAUGGAGACUUGUUCAUGACUCUUCAUAUCCAGACCUAGUAGAAUGUAGAUUUAAUUUCAUUCUAUUUAGAAUUUCAGAGAAUUGGAGAAGAUCUAUUUGUUAGCAGUCCAGUCCUGGCUUCCGUUUCGACCCGUUUCGACCCACUACUCACGGAGGAAAUAGAGUCCAGUAAUAUAUUUUACAUGCGCAUUUGCAGAACCAAUCAAUCAGAUUAACAGUUGCUCACAAGGGAAAGGAAUAGUGUCGUUUUUCUAGUGCAUGAUUUGACAACAAAUAACAUUUCAUCAGUCUUCCUGAUAUCUUGUUUUUAUUGCACAAGAAUUGUAUCCACAAUAUUGAUGUGGUCAUCCCGAGGUGACUAAGCUGACAUGCGCAUGCAAGUUGUACUGGAUUCUGUUUCCCCGCGAGUUGUAAGCGGGUCGAAAGGGGAGGACAUGACUGGAAUUUUCAUAGGUAAAUUAUAGAAAACUCACAUCUUCGCUGGUUAAACCAGAAUAAAUAGAUAUCGUAAUUAAAAUUUAUAGUGAACACAUUAAGCGAAGUAAGAAAUGAUUCAAACCAAAACUCCAAGGUAGAAGAUCAGACAUUUCCCCUUUAUCGGCGAGUAGACUUCACAGGCGAGUAGUCGGACUCUCUUUGGACUUUGAGAACCGAGUGAAUAUUCGGGGAAAAUAUGUGGAGCACGGAGACUAAAAGGGACUUUGGGAAAACCUAGUUGGAAAGCAARAAGCAUGUCAGAGACAGAGUACGUUAAAUUGGACAGCUAUGUUUGAUGAUGUUCGAUAAUUCAACAUUUGUCGCCAGGCUUUACAAUGUAAGCGGCCUGAGAAAUAGACACUACAACGUCGAAACCCGAGUUCGCGGUGAAACGAAGACAAGUAUUUAAAUAAGGUUGAAGGAGUGGAAAGGCGAAUGCUAARUAGUGCACAAGACUUAUUAAUGUAUUUAACUGUAGCAACCACAAACUGUGCACGGUUUUUAGAUAGUGAACACUGUAAAUCACUCAAUAGUGUUCAAAUAAAAUCUCGUAAGAACGUGGA